AUGGAGAACCAAGAAGACCGACUAGAAGGGCCUGCAGUAUGGCAAGAUCCAGCGCUGCACCGUUUUCAUUCGCAGUCGCAUUUUUCUCACCAACCUCAUCCUACGUCUUCUCUGCCAUCCCUGGACGCAACAGGUGAUGGAGUCGUUGAUGAACAUCAAGAGGAGGAGGAUGACUACAUCUCUGGCAUCGGAGCUUUUGACUUACAGGGAGAUGCGCCGAAUAAUGACUUCACGCUUCGCUCGGCGCUGGUGGGUCUAGCAAUCGGCGCGCUCAUCUGCCUGACCAACACCUACUUCGGCCUCCAGAGUGGCUGGAUCACCAUGGCUUCGUUACAAGCAGCGCUGAUCGGCUUUGGGGUGUUUAGGCUACUCGAAUUACCCAUAGAAUUUUUCAGGCGCACGAGCAACCGCUUCUUCGCUGGCAACGACCGGUCACACUGGCAAUGGCGCCGUUUCACGCCACAAGAAAACUGCGUAGUGCAAGCUACAGCGGUAGCCGUCGGUGGCAUGCCACUCUCGGCAGGGCUCGUGGGAAUCUUACCUGCGCUGGCUAAGCUAGACCCGAAGAAAGACGGUGCAGAGCCGAUAGACCUAGGUUGGUGGAGACUGCUUGGUUGGACCGCCUCGUGCGCAUAUUUUGGUAUCAUGUUCGCCAGCCCGCUGAGGUUGCCGAUGAUCAUCAAAGAGAAGUUGCGCUUUCCAAGCGGUACGGCGACAGCACAACUCAUCAGCGUGCUCCAUCGCAAACCGCUAGCGAUAGGCGAGGGCAUAGGAGGUGGCAGCGCAUCCGUAUCUACGCCCGCCGUCAAUGGCCCACCAAGGAGCGCAAGGCGAGCGCAUAGAUCCUUACAACAAUCGCACAGCUUUCCUGCAGAGCCGUCCGCAGAUACCACCGCGCAGAUGCCUUCUGAAGGUACAGAAGUCGUGAACGGCACAUCUGGCUGGAUUGCACUCUCCAUCUCGUUUGCCCUCUCUGCGACAUUCACGAUCGUCUCCUUCUUCGUUCCUGUGCUUUACGCCAUCCCAGUCUUUGACUUAUUCUCACCGCACCACAACCUCGCCAGCAAAUGGGGUUGGUGGUUCACCCCAUCGUUUAGCUACAUUGGCCAAGGUGUCAUCAUGGGACUACCGACUACUGUCAGCAUGACUGCCGGCGCCUUUGUUGGGUGGGGCGUGCUGAGCCCGCUAGCAACCCAUUUGGGUUGGGCCAAGGGGAAUCCGUUGGAUGGGGACGAAGGCGCAAAGGGCUGGAUUGUGUGGGUCUCGCUUGCUAUCAUGUGUAGCGAAUCUAUCAUCGGCUUGAUUACGCUUGGCGCCGCGCACGGCUUCGCUGAUUUCCAAGCAUGGUUCUCCGACCAUUCGAAGCAUGACGGCUACGCGCAGCUGCCCACAUCUUCCAGAGAUGCGGACAGCGCAGAUGGCCAUGGCGGAGAAGGCGCCUCGCUUCCGACCCUACACGACGAGUACGAGCCUCCCUCGCGCCUAGUGCCUGCGUCAUGGACAGCAUGGGGCUUGGCGAUUUCAACUCCCGGGGCAAUUGUACUCAUUCACCUAGCUUUCGGCUCACAAGGGAUUGCAUGGUGGGCGACUUUUCUUGCCAUUGUGCUAUCCUCUUUCCUUGCAGUUCUCGCCGUCCGUUCACUCGGCGAGACAGACCUGAACCCCACCUCAGGACUUGGCAAGAUCAGCCAACUGAUUUUUGCGCUCAUCCAACCGGGCAACGUCGUCGCGAACCUGAUCGCUGGUGGAAUUGCUGAGGCUGGAGCUAUGCAGGCUGGUGACCUCAUGCAGGACCUCAAGACGGGGCACCUCGUUGGUGCUUCUCCACGCUCGCAAUUCUACGGCCAGAUCCUCGGAAGCACAUUCGGCAUCUUUGUCUCAGUCUUUGCGUACAAACUCUACACGACUGCUUAUGUCAUCCCUGGGCCAGAGUUCCCGGCACCGACCGCGGCCAUGUGGCUUAACCUCGCCCGCCUGGUUAACCACGGCCACCUACCCGAUCACGUCGGUACGUUCAUGAUCGUCGCCGCAGCACUUUUCGCGGCUACGGGCAUUGUGCGGACGCUAGCGAGGGCCAAGAAGAUGACUGAGAUGAAUAACGCGCAGCAACAGCCGAGGUGGGUCGCGUUCGCCGACUACCUUCCGAGCGGCAUCGCCUUUGCCGUUGGGAUUCUCAACACGCCCAACUUCUCUAUUGCGCGUCUCAUUGGUGGUCUCAUCGCUGCGUACCACGUGCGGCGCGGCCAGCAAUCAACCACCACCUCUGCACGGAAGCCUAGUGCUUUAGACACUGCGCUACCCGGCUUCAUGAUUAUUGUCGUCGCCUCUGGCUUCGUGCUCGGCGAAGGAGGCGCCUCGAUUGCAAAUCUGCUCAUGAAGCAGGGCGGUGCGCAACCUCUCACUUGCUGGGGUUGCCGCGGGGGCUGCUCAGGAUCGUGCGCGUAA
Messenger RNA from Tilletiaria anomala UBC 951, 2445 nucleotides. RefSeq names its product OPT superfamily oligopeptide transporter. Gene Ontology annotation, cellular component: fungal-type vacuole membrane. The transcript is spliced from 2 exons. The coding region runs from base 1 to 2445 and encodes 814 amino acids. The record is from RefSeq and is a predicted model, not a curated record. Gene Ontology annotation, molecular function: oligopeptide transmembrane transporter activity. Lineage: Eukaryota; Fungi; Basidiomycota; Exobasidiomycetes; Georgefischeriales; Tilletiariaceae.